Podospora anserina S mat+ is the source of this 747-nucleotide messenger RNA. RefSeq lists its product as uncharacterized. Gene Ontology annotation, biological process: spliceosomal complex assembly. Lineage: Eukaryota; Fungi; Ascomycota; Sordariomycetes; Sordariales; Podosporaceae. Gene Ontology annotation, cellular component: U2-type prespliceosome; U2 snRNP; nucleus. Gene Ontology annotation, molecular function: zinc ion binding; nucleic acid binding. The record is from RefSeq and is a predicted model, not a curated record. The transcript has a single exon. The coding region runs from base 1 to 747 and encodes 248 amino acids.
AUGGACUACCAAAACCGUGCCGGCUCCAAAUUCGGCGGCGGCGGCGUAGCCUCCCACUCAGCCACCAACGCCGACCGCCGCGAGCGCCUCCGCAAGCUCGCCCUCGAGCAAAUCGACCUCGACAAGGACCCCUACAUCUUCAAGAACCACCUCGGCUCCUUCGAGUGCCGCCUCUGCCUGACGGUCCACCAGAACGACGGCUCCUACCUCGCCCACACCCAGGGCAAAAAGCACCAGACCAACCUCGCCCGCCGCGCCGCCAGGGAACAAAAAGAGGGCAAAGGGGAAAUCGAUCCCACUACCGGCUUACCUGUCGGAGUCGUCGGCGCCGGCUUUGCUGCCUUGGGUCUUGGUGCUGGUGGGCCGAGGAAGAAUGUUGUCAAGAUUGGGAGGCCGGGGUACAAAAUCACAAAGGUCAGAGAUCCGAUCACGAGACAGCAGGGCUUGCUGUUUCAGCUGCAGUAUCCGGAUAUCGGGGUGGGAGUUACGCCCAAGUGGCAGGUCAUGAGUGCGUUUACGCAGAGGGUGGAGGAGCCGGAUAGGAAUUUUCAGUAUCUUCUCGUCGCGGCGGAACCGUACGAAACCUGCGGGUUCAAGAUCCCUGCCAGGGAGCUGGACAAGAGGGAGGACGGGAGGCAGUUUGAGUUUUGGGAUCCGGAUAGCAAGGAGUAUUGGGUGCAGAUCAUGUUUAUGACGGAGAGAGAGGAGAGGUUCAAUGCCGCGCCGGGCUUGACGGGGAGGCGGUAG